Messenger RNA from Linum tenue, 820 nucleotides. NCBI's taxonomy places the organism in Eukaryota, Viridiplantae, Streptophyta, Magnoliopsida, Malpighiales, Linaceae. The record is from the annotation of a GenBank genome assembly.
AUUUUUUUCUCAGAAACAGAGCUAUUUGCUAGAGAGUGAGAGAGAGAGAAAGGAGGGUUCUUUUGUGCUUCUUGUUAUGGCAAGGAACACAUCCUCUGUAGCCGAAGAAGCUUCAACUGGACUCCAUUGCAAAGUAACUCAAUCACUACCUCAUCCCUUCUUUUCUUUCGUCGCUAUUUUAUUGAUUGAUACAAAACCAUCGCCAUUGUUGUUGUUUUUUCCCCCACAGACAUGGCUGCUGAGAGUUUCCGUCCACUGCCAAGGUUGCAAGAGAAAAGUCUGCAAAAUCCUCUUAGCCAUCCACGGUGUAUACACGGUAACUGUUGAUAUGAAGCAACAGAGAGUCACUGUAACUGGAAACGUGGAAGGAGAGACAUUGAUCAGGAAACUCUCAAACAAAGGGAAGAAGGCUUCGAUUUGUGAUAGCAACGAACCCAAGAAUCCUAAAGCCAACCAAGAACAAGGGGAAAGCAGUCAGAAGAAGAAUAAGGAGAACCAGAAACAGAGUGAAAACAGGGGAACCAAACAAGAAGAAGAGCCAAAGGCGGUGGUCAUCCCAGCCGCGGCCGAAAACUCGUCGCCAAAAACCCAAACCGUCGCUAAAGACUCUCCGGGUAACCGCGUCAGUGGCGAGAAGAAGCGGCACGAGGGCAGUGGCGGAUCCAGGGGGUGGCCACCCCGGGCCCCGGCCCAGCCCUCCCCUGGAUCUGGAACUAGUAUAGUACUUAUGAGUUUAUCGAUUUACCCAUUUGGCACAGUGUUAUUUUAUAAUAAAAUUGUGUGUAAUUAGGAAAAUGGUUAAGAUGAACAUAUUCAAAUC